This is a messenger RNA of Sabethes cyaneus, 6458 nucleotides long. It is a transcript of the gene DNApol-zeta, whose product is annotated as DNA polymerase zeta catalytic subunit. Gene Ontology annotation, molecular function: DNA binding; nucleotide binding; DNA-directed DNA polymerase activity. Bases 228 to 6458 code for a protein of 2076 amino acids. Lineage: Eukaryota; Metazoa; Arthropoda; Insecta; Diptera; Culicidae. Gene Ontology annotation, cellular component: zeta DNA polymerase complex; nucleus. Gene Ontology annotation, biological process: error-prone translesion synthesis; double-strand break repair via homologous recombination. The record is from RefSeq and is a predicted model, not a curated record. The transcript has 8 exons.
UGCGGUAGUAAACGGUUUUAAAAUUGUAGUAAUAACUUUGCGCAUUGCUCUAAAUCAAAAAUCCGCUAAAUUUAAUAUUUUAACCCGUAUGCUUUUAUGUCUAGUUCGACUAUAAUGGCCGAACAAUUGGAGCGUUAGUUUCGCACCGUUUUCUAGGUUAUGUACGAUUGAUUUUUACGAGAUUAAACAAAACAUCUGAUUAGCGCAAAAGUGCCGGGUGAAACAAAAUGGUACUCAGCGAAAGCACGACAUCGAUCCGGAUUGUUAGCGUGGAUCACUACAUGCACAAGCCGGAAGUAAGGUUCGAUACUUGCUACUCCGAGUUUCGAGGGUGCGAUGUGAAGCAGGUUCCAGUGAUUCGUUUGUUCGGAUCAACAUCCGAUGGGGUACACAGCUGUGUGCAUAUUCACGGUGUUUUUCCCUAUCUGUACGUGCCGUACGAUGGAACCGGCACCGAUAGGUUGGCUGUCGAUCGUUUCAUGUAUCAACUCGCUAGCGGUCUGGAUAAGGCUAUCAACGUAUCGCUUGGCAAUGCCAGUUCGACAAAAUCGCACGUUUUUCGGAUAGCGUUGGUUAAGGGUACACCAAUCUACGGGUACCACAGAAAAGAGCAUUUGUUCCUUAAAAUUUAUCUCUACAAUCCGCAUUUCAUUCGGAAAGCCACCACUUUGCUGAUGAAUGGUGUAAUCCUAUCGCGGGUGUUUCAAACGUACGAAACGCAUAUUCCUUAUAUUUUGCAGUUUUUCAUCGAUUAUAAUCUGUACGGAAUGAGCUUUCUACGUGUACCUACCAAAGCGAUCUGUGAGCGGAUCGGUUCUGACGCCGAAUUACCGAAAAUGUCUACUUCUGAGUACGAAAUCGACAUUCAGGCAGUGGAUAUUCUUAACCGUACUACACUAGAGCAGGGGAAACAGUCGGAGUACGCUAAUCCUGGUAUAGCUUCGAUUUGGGAUGAUGAAUGCGCUAGACGGCGUUUACUCGGGCUGGAGCAGCCAGUGGCUGUCAGUUUGUCACAAAGUGGUAAGACGGAAAUCGUAACUGAGAGCGAUCGGUUCUAUCGGAGUGUGUUGAUUUCCAAGCUGAACGAAAAACAACGACGAGUGUCACAAUCUUCGCAGGCAAAGGAUGUAAAACGAGUGAAACCUCCGGUUUCAUUUUAUCCCUCAGAAAUAGGCGACAAAGAACAGUUGCUUGAUGCAUCGUGCAUUCAGAAUCAUAAAAGUUUUACGCAAAUGUCUUUUGCGAAUUGCUCAAACGUAAGAUUCGAUCUUUUUUCGGAUUCUGUCGACGAGGAUCGCAUCAUUAGCAUGUCACAAAAUCCGGAUGCCUCUUUUGUCGAGGAGGACCACGAGUUGUUGGGUAUUAUGAGAGAACUGGAGGAAAAUGAAAACAAUGAACGGGACGGCGACAGUUUGCUGGCACCGCUGACGCAACUGAGUCAGAAUCGAGUACCCUGUACGGCUGGGAGUUUGCUUGAGCUGUCCCAGUCCGGUAACAGACGACUGAAUGCAACCCUGAGUGGGAAUUUGGAGACAGUUUCUAUGAUGGAAAGUCGGACUGAGGAGGGUGAAGUUGCCGAGCUGGAACGUCAGCUUCUGGAAGGUGAUUUAACGUUGGAUUCGGACGAUGAGUUUUUGCUGGAUUAUACUUCGAAGCUAGAUUUACAACCGGAGAUGAGUAAUGAGGGCAAUUUAUUAAACGCCAGUGACGAUGACAUGCUUAUGAACAUUAUUCCGCAACUGGACGGGGCUGUCGAUGAUUUAACUUUGGCGCCGAUAGCAAAACGCAAUCGCUCGAAUGGAACAUUUACCGACAGUACGGCGCCGCCGGUUAACGGGGUUCAAACGAACGGCCUAGAACCUGAAAUAAAACGGUCGAGGCGUUCACGAGAGCUGAAAGCAGAGACUGGAAGUGAACCCGUCAAAAGAUCACUCUCGAAUGGAUCCCCAGCCGGCCCGCUGUCACCAAGAACAAGGAAAAAAAUUAGAGGCGAGCAAAACGGUUUGCAAUUAAUCAAUGGCCAAUCGACUCCGGAGAAACAACCACCUCCAAAACUGAAAGAGCUAAAAAUCAGACUAUCCAAAAUGGAUUUCUCAAGCUACCGGCUGCCUCCCAGUGAUUCGCCACAAAAAGAACCAAAGCGAGAUCUUUCACCGUACGACGAGUUUCGUCUAGCGCGCGAGUAUGAUCUAGCAAACAAUUGGGACCCCCAGGAGGGUCUCUCAAGUGGAACCAAACGCGGUCGUGGUCGCUCGAAAAAACCCAAACCCAAGCCAGCAAUUCAACAACCGAAACCGAAACGAAGGACACCAUUCAAACAAAGGCUUCAACCGGAAGAAAUCGAUGUUGUGCUGUCACAACGCUUCCAAAACAUCAUCAAACUAUCGCCGAAAGUACUGCUGAAGCCUCUCAGUCAGCAGGAGAUGGCUCAUCUCAAGGAAAAGCCAGCUCAGGUUGCCACAUCAGACACCGCCUGUGAGCUGGCAAACAUAUCCGACAAGCUGUCGCGCUCCGCUGACAGUGCCACAUGGUCACACUUGUCGGAAAUUCCAAUGGAAACGAACCAGAAGGUGGUAUGUUCACCGAUCGCCCCACUUCAACCGGAAAGCGAAGAACCGGAGGAAAUUGAAGACCUUAACAUCGAAAGCUUUUACGAAAAAACUCUAGCGUUUGAUGAUUUUGACGAAAUUGGCUCAACUUCCGACGAAAGUUUGACCGGUUAUCAGCUCGGUUCGGUUACUGGAAGCGAUGAAAAGGUAGUAAUCGCGCUUCAGGAGAAACCUCCCUCGUUUGGGGACGCACUAAAGGCGGUACAUGAUUUCGCAAUACCAAAGGUCGUUCAUCAGGAACCAUUCUACGGUGAUCCCGCGGAUAUUACGGGUAGGAAAGAGGUCGGCCACGUAGUGCUGAAUAUCGGUGGCAAUAGUUUUAAUGAUCUGGAAGAAUUUCGAAGCGUUGUACCUGGUUUAAGUUCGCUCAAUCAGCUGCGAUACGAAAAGUUAUGUUCGAUUUAUGGGGAAGAUAUUGACCAAGUUGUGGGGGACCCAAGGUCCCGUUCGGGCAGCGGCAAAAUCAAAGAAUUAGUAACUUCCAACCGCGCAGUAGCCAUCCAUCUGGCUGCUAAACCUCCAUCCAAACACGAGGCCAAAGUCUGGCUGAAAGCAAUCGAAAGCAUAAAAUCCGAGGAUCUCGCCGCUUCAAUUGAACAGGAUAGUCCAAUCAAGAUAAAAAAGAUGCAGGCAAUUAUGGUGGGCGACGAUGCAACCAACAUGGAGACUCAGAGCUCUACAAAAAGUAAAAUUGACCACGACAGUGCACUUAAUUUGAGCUCCCUGAUCUCCGCCGACAGCCAGCUAGAUUGCAGUUCACGAAAAUCACUUGUCUCGAAAAUUUUCUCAAUGAAUACCACUAGGUCUUCGCCUGCUCUCGCAGGUGACCAGUUGCCAGCGAGUGCUGACCGCUUGCAAUUGCCGAGCUACAGUGCACGACGGAAACGAAGCAAAAAUGCCGGAAAAGCCAGAUUGUCACUAAGUACAACGUUCAAACGCUUGCGCAGCGCAACUAAAGAGGAACCCACUUCCAGUGCCUUUAUGGAAACAAGCGUUUCCGAAGAAACGAUCGCACAAGUGCCAGCGCCCUUAUUAGAGGACGGAAUGGACAUUAUUGCUUCGUCGCAAGCACGUACAAACAGUCAAAAAUCAAACGAAAAUGGGUCGAAUCAAUCGACGUUACCGCACAGCGCCGAAAUCGCCUCUAUGAAACAGCGCCUUCUAGGGGAGGAGCCCAUGAUUGCCAAUGAUAGCCAGACGGUGGGGGACAACAGCGGAAACAUUUCCGCUACCACUCAGCUCGGCAACACCUUCGGCUUUAAAGUCAAUUUCGAAAAUCUUCAGAAGGCUAAAGCUACUUGCGAGUACAACCAUCUGGCCAUAAUGUCGGUGGAAAUUCACGUGCAGACGCGCGGCGAGCUGUGUCCAAAUCCGGAAAUCGACCCAAUUUCGGCAAUGUUCUAUCGCAUUCAUAACGACGUCCCGGAGGAUCACCGUCGGGCGCCUUCGGUUUGCGGGAUAAUCCUCAACCGUGAACAUGCGGACGGCAAAACCGUCGAGCCGCCGGCUUUCAAGUACAAUAAGUGCAUCUACACGGCCGAUGUCGUAACGGUUGCGAACGAACGGGAGCUGUACGAAAAGUUUCUGAUGUUGAUAUCGUUUUGGGAUCCGGAUAUUUUCGCCGGGUACGAGAUUGAGCAAGCCUCCUGGGGUUACAUCAUUCAGCGGGGUUACGCGCUGGAGAUGAAUCUGAUGAAGAUGUUGUCGAGGGUACCGACGGCGGAGAAGGUUCACGUGUCCGAGGAGGAAGAGCAGGAUUUGCUCGAGAUGCAUGAGUACAGUGCGGGGUUGAAGAUUCCCGGUCGGAUAUUGUUGGAUAUUUGGCGAUUGAUGAGGCAUGAGAUUGCACUUACUUCCUACAGUUUUGAGAAUAUUGUUUAUCAUAUUUUGCAUCGCCGCGUUCCGCGGCAUUCGUUUCGACUGCUGACGAGACUUUGGAAUAAGCCGUACUCGAAGUGGAUUGUGUACGAGUAUUAUCUGGAACGGGUGAAUGGAAAUUUGGAGCUGCUGCAGCAGCUGGAUUUGAUCGGGAGAACUGCUGAACUGGCGAAGCUUUUCGGUAUUCAGUUUUAUGAAGUUUUAUCGCGAGGGUCUCAGUUUCGGGUUGAAAGCAUGAUGUUGAGGAUAGCAAAGCCGAGAAAUUUUGUUUCUUUGUCACCAAGCAUUCAGCAGAGGGCACACAUGCGAGCACCCGAAUAUUUGCCGCUGAUUUUGGAACCUGGCUCUCGGUUCUAUGCGGAUCCACUGAUUGUUUUGGACUUUCAAAGUCUGUACCCGAGUAUGAUUAUUGCCUAUAAUUACUGUUUUUCGACGUGCCUCGGACGGGUGGAACAUUUGGGAGAGGGAGAGUCAGAACCGUUCGAAUUCGGUGCAUCCCAGUUGAAGUUAUCGCGUAAAUUGCUGCAGUUUUUAGUAGACAACAAUUUGAUAACGAUUUCUCCGUGUGGUGUGGCAUUCGUAAAAGCUUCCGUUCGGGAAGGCGUGCUGCCGCGAAUGUUGAACGAAAUCUUAACGACUCGCCUGAUGGUUAAGGGUUCUAUGAAGCUGCACAAAGAGAAUCGGGUGCUGCAGCGGGUACUUCAUUCGAGGCAGCUUGGACUGAAGUUGAUUGCGAAUGUAACGUACGGUUAUACGGCUGCGAAUUUCAGCGGUCGAAUGCCCUGUGUGGAGGUCGGUGACAGUGUCGUCAGCAAGGGCCGAGAAACGCUCGAGCGGGCUAUCAAAAUGGUGGAAAGUACGGAAAGAUGGGGUGCGAAGGUAGUUUACGGCGAUACGGAUUCGCUGUUUGUUCUUUGCCCCGGUCGGACCAAGGAGGAUGCCUUCCAAAUCGGAGAGGAGAUAGUUGAAGCGGUGACACGAGAUAAUCCACCUCCGGUUAAGUUGAAGCUGGAAAAGGUCUAUCAGCCGUGCAUUUUACAGACCAAGAAACGUUACGUAGGCUAUAUGUACGAAACUGCAGAUCAGGAGAAACCGGUGUACGAAGCCAAAGGUAUUGAAACCGUCCGAAGGGAUGGCUGUCCGGUGGUUGGAAAAAUGCUUGAGAAAGUUUUACGCAUUCUGUUCGAAACGCGGGACGUUUCGAAGGUCAAGGAGUACACCUGUCGGCAGUUUACGAAAAUUCUCGAAGGGCGAGUCAAUUUGCAGGACUUUAUCUUUGCCAAGGAGUUUCGCGGCGAGGACGGCUACAAGCCGGGUGCGUGCGUACCGGCUUUGGAGCUGACUCGCCGCUGGAAGUUGGUAGAUCCACGGCGAGAACCGCGUCGCGGUGAACGCGUCCCGUACGUGAUAGUCAAUGGGCCACCGUUGGUGCCUCUGAUUCGUCUAGUCAGAAGCCCGGAUGAGUUACUGGCGGACAGUGGGCUGAAAAUCAACUCAAACUACUACAUUUCGAAGGCGAUAAUACCGCCACUAAAUCGAUGUCUCUUGCUGAUCGGCGCUGACGUUCAUCAGUGGUACAAUGAUCUACCAAGAAAGUUCUUAAUGUUGCACAAUACCGGUGGCAAGAGUUCCUCGCUGGCUAGCGCAUUGCAGCUACCGAAAAAGAGCACUAUUUCGCAGUAUUUUUCAACUACGAGCUGUAUUGGGGAUUGCGGCCAGCAAACUCAUCGGGGGGUUUGCGACAAAUGCCUGCAGAAUCCUCAGCGAACUGUCUGCUACGUGGCCGAUAAGAUUAACCGUCUUGAGCGUCGGGUUGAACUUGGCGAAAAGAUGUGUAAAUCCUGCUGUCAGCGAUCGUUUGAAACUGCUUGCAUUUCUCUAGACUGUCCGAUUGUCUUCGUACUAAAUCAGCGCAAACGGGAACAUGACCAGGUUCAGUACUAUCGAAACCUGGUAGAGGAGCUGUUCUGA